GUAACUAAAUGUACUUGUACUUCCUGUCUGCAGUCCUCUGAUGCUGAAUGACUCUAGCUCCGCCCACUCCCUGCCCAAAUACAGUCGGCCGUUCUCAUUGGAGCAGGCUGCAGCCAGUCUGUUCCCAGCUGACCCCCCCCUCACCUCUGGACCAAUCAUCUCAGACCUCACAGAUGUGGCCACGCCCCCAGCCGACAGUGUGCUCAGUGAUUGGUCAGAUUCAGGGGAGAGCCAAUCAGUGGAGGUCAAAGAGGAGCCGUCCAAUCCUGUUGACUCACCUGUGGACACGCCCCUCUCCCCAACCACCUUCAUCAACUCCAUCCUACUGGACCAUGAGCAGCCCCCCCUCAACCCCCCCAUUACAGCCGGCCAAUCGCCUACGUCCUCUGCCCCCUCCCCUCAGUGUCAGACGGUCGCCUGCAUCGACAG
Molecule: messenger RNA, 429 nt
Organism: Notothenia coriiceps (black rockcod)
Lineage: Eukaryota; Metazoa; Chordata; Actinopteri; Perciformes; Nototheniidae
Product: heat shock factor protein 1-like
Exons: 3
Biological process (GO): regulation of DNA-templated transcription
Molecular function (GO): DNA binding; DNA-binding transcription factor activity
Source: RefSeq, a predicted model, not a curated record